CUUAACACCUAGUCACAUCAUUUGCUAACCCAAACUCAUUACUUAAUACUUCCAAUCCCCCUUCUUUGUUUUCUCUCUAUUAUCCCACCAUCAACAAUUUACUUCCUCAUUUCUCUUAACACUCUCAUUUUUCCAAACAAUUUUAAUAAAAUUCUGCUCGACCCACCUUUUGAUCAGGUCUACAUUUUAAUUUAUGUUGUUCGUCUUUCAUUUUUAAUGCUCGUUUCGUUCUACUUUUUGUGUUCAUUCAUCUAAUAUACGUAUUUCUUCGAUUUUCGAUUUGAUUUUACAAUCUGAUUUUGGUCCACCCUUACUCUCAAGAUUAUUACGACGUAGAAAUACGUUAAUAAAAACCCUUCAAAUUAUGUAAAUUUAAGCUCCUUUUCUCUAUCCGAUCUCAAACAAAAAAAAACCAAAAAAAACUGUUAUGAUUAUGUCUAUCUAGCUUGUUUUAAGUCCGUUUUCUUUUUAUUUUCAUUGUUGUUCGAGGUGGCUAUUAUUCAUACAAAGCCUUAGAAACCAACUUAAAAAAAACCAUCAAAUUAUGUAAGUCUAAAUUCAACAAUUUUUCUCAUUUUCCUUUAUCCCAACAAAGAAAAAAAAAACUUUAGUUAUUUAAGCAAAAAAACAAAAAAAAAACCAAAAAAAGAGAGUUAUGAACCCAGUGCCAGAGCCACCGGCGGAAGUGGCGGUGUCGGUGCCUCCGACACCGGAGGGAACACCGGCGCCUCUGUUCCCGAGUCGACGAGUUGACUCACUAUCGUACGAAAGAUCAUCGAUGCCAAGGUGCAACUGCUUUCCGGAUGGCCCGUUUGGGCUCGGGUCGGGUCCUGCCUGCUUCACUGACUUCAAAGCUCCUGAUGUCACCCUCACCCGAAAGCUACUAGCAGAGUUCGUAGGCACAUUCAUCCUAAUCUUCGCAGCAACAGCAGGUCCAAUCGUAAACCAGAAAUACAACGGUGCAGAAUCCCUAAUAGGAAACGCAGCUUGUGCAGGAUUAGCAGUAAUGAUCAUUAUCCUUUCAACAGGCCACAUUUCAGGAGCUCAUUUAAACCCGUCUCUCACAAUUGCAUUCGCAGCACUUCGACAUUUUCCAUGGGUUCAAGUUCCUGCUUAUAUAGCUGCCCAGAUUGCGGCCUCUAUACUCGCAUCGUUGGCACUUAAGGGUGUUUUCCACCCGUACAUGUCGGGUGGUGUUACGGUUCCUUCUGUGGGGGUUGGACAGGCGUUUGCGUUGGAGUUUCUGAUUACGUUUAAUCUUAUGUUUGUUGUUACUGCGGUUGCUACAGAUACUCGUGCGGUUGGAGAAUUAGCAGGUAUAGCAGUUGGAGCCACAGUUAUGCUCAACAUUCUUGUUGCAGGUCCAUCAAGUGGCGCGUCUAUGAACCCGGUGAGGACACUCGGGCCAGCAGUCGCGGCAGGGAACUAUAAGGCCGUGUGGAUAUACUUGGUUGCACCGACACUUGGAGCUCUCGGAGGAGCGGCUAUCUACAAGCUAGUGCAGCUUCAGGAACACGAGGUUGAGCCACCACGCCCUACGAGAAGCUUUCGUCGUUAGGCUAAAAUGGGCUCGGGCUCGGGCUCGGGCUUGGACUCGGGAUUCAUCAUGUGUUAAUACUAUUAAAGGAAACUUUCAGGAAAAAAAUAAGGCAUAGACUAAUAUAUGGUGCCAUGAAACUUUACAUAUUUUGUUGAGGCUUUUAUAUAUGUGCUUCUUUGAUGUGAUUGUGAAUUUAUAUAUACUUAGUGUGGCUUGGCUUGUAACUUUGGUGUUUUUAUAUUUAUGACAUUAUAAGAAAAUGAUGAUAUAUAUGAACUUCUAUUAUAGUA
This is a messenger RNA of Spinacia oleracea (spinach), 1830 nucleotides long. Its product is annotated as probable aquaporin NIP5-1. Lineage: Eukaryota; Viridiplantae; Streptophyta; Magnoliopsida; Caryophyllales; Amaranthaceae. The transcript has 4 exons. Gene Ontology annotation, biological process: transmembrane transport. Bases 656 to 1558 code for a protein of 300 amino acids. The record is from RefSeq and is a predicted model, not a curated record. Gene Ontology annotation, molecular function: channel activity. Gene Ontology annotation, cellular component: membrane.